This is a messenger RNA of Saccostrea echinata, 5060 nucleotides long. RefSeq names its product CAP-Gly domain-containing linker protein 1-like. Gene Ontology annotation, molecular function: microtubule plus-end binding. Lineage: Eukaryota; Metazoa; Mollusca; Bivalvia; Ostreida; Ostreidae. Gene Ontology annotation, biological process: cytoplasmic microtubule organization. Bases 273 to 4466 code for a protein of 1397 amino acids. The transcript has 30 exons. The record is from RefSeq and is a predicted model, not a curated record. Gene Ontology annotation, cellular component: nucleus; microtubule plus-end; cytoplasm.
CCCUGUGAACUAAUAUUGAGACUUUAAGCAGAUGAGCUUGAGUGAAAGGAUUACAUCCAAUGGCAAAACAGUGAUGAAUGAUAGGCCCAAAACACAAUGUAUAUCAUUUCUGCUGUUGGUUUCUUAUCCCACUAAUCAGUGUACAAAGGAGGAUUGAUAAUACACUUAGUUGUGCUUUUGAUUAUUGUCUCGGAUCUCAGAGGAUUUCAUCAGAUAUCACAGGACAAUUUAAUUAACACCAAGGAUCGAUUUAUUUCUUCUUCAGUGCAAUUAUGAGUUUGCCUCGACCUUCGGGGCUGAAGGCCCCCUCCAAAAUUGGACGCCCCACAGGGCUCCCCCAGCCCCGCUCGGCAGGUACAGGUAUCCCCACCCCUGGGUCUGUGCACAAAGCCCAAAGUGCUAUUGCUAAGAGCGCCCGAGCUGCAGGUAUUAACGCCAAUUUAGCAGAAAAAUAUGCCGCCGAGAUGGUCCAAAAACUGCCAGGUCCAGAUGGCCUGCCUCCCCCUCCCCCAACUGAUGACUUCAUCAUCGGAGACAGAGUAUGGGUCAGUGGGACAAAACCGGGUCACAUUGCAUACAUUGGUGAGACCCAAUUUGCCAGUGGAGAAUGGGCCGGUGUUGUAUUAGAUAACCCAGAGGGUAAAAAUGACGGUGCAGUGCAAGGUGUCAGAUACUUUCAAUGUGAACCAAAAAGGGGUGUGUUUUCACGAAUAUCAAAACUUUCAAGAACUCCAGGUUUAACCUCAGAGACCCCCAAACCAGAAGAUGCCAUGUCAGAAACUGGGGGUUCAACUUCAGUAAAAACCAAUGGCACCUCUCACUUACCAUCUAGUUUACGACCUACAACUCCUAAGCCACUUGCAGGAACCAGGGCAUUGUCGACAUCUUCAUCUAGUGUUAACAAGGCUGGAGUGUCCUCAACUCCUGCCACCAAAAAGCCGGGACUGAAAAUUGGUGAUAGAGUUUUAGUGAGUGGGACGAAAACAGGGACCCUGAGAUACAUUGGGGCAACAGACUUCGCUAAAGGUGACUGGGCAGGAGUAGAACUGGACGAAAAACAAGGAAAAAAUGAUGGAGCAGUGUCCGGGAAAAGAUACUUUGAAUGUCGUCCUAUGUUUGGAUUAUUUGCCCCAGUCCACAAGAUCACACGCCUGACAUCAGGUAAUGUCACCUCCAGUAUGUCUGCCUCAACGCCUAGUCCUCAGUCUCGCUCCCUGAUGAACACCAGUCUGCGGAUGUCAAGAGAACGCAGUGGCAGUCAGGAUUCCGUUAGUUCUAUCAGCUCGACGGCAUCCAGCGUGUCCCGCAGUCGGGUAAGGCUGGGUGUCAACUCCCUCAGCAGCAACCAGCUACCCUUACUCAAGGCUCGUAAACAACAGUUAUCACCGGCCAAAACCAGCCAACGACCUAGUUCUCUAAACCUGACUGCCACCACCCAGGCUCUCCAGAAAGCACUGAAGGAAAAAGAGGAGCACAUAGAACAGCUGUUAAAAGAACGUGACCUCGAGAGGGCGGAGGUGGCCCGGGCAGCCGCGCAAGUCGACGAGGCUGAAGGACAACUGGCCAGUAUGCGGAGCGAGCAGGAUCGGUUCCGUGAGAACACAGAGGAGGUUGUCGAAAGGCUGAGGACAAAAGUGGAGGAGCUAGAGAAGGAGAGAAAUGACCUCAACUGUAAAUUGGAGGAUGAACGAAGGAAAGUUGAAGAUCUUCAAUUUCAAAUUGAGGAGGAAGCUAUAUCAAAGGAUGAUUUAGAGUCACGAACAGAAGUAGAUGAAGAAAAAUUAAGAAGUAUAGAAAAAGAGAUGAAGAAAGAAAAAGAAAGGGCUGAUAGGAAUGAACAAGAAUUUUUUACACUAAAGGCUAUGCUUAAAGACCAGACAGAUCGACUGACAUCCACAGAAGAGAUGAAUAUGUCUUACCUUGAUCAGAUAGAGGAGCUCACCCACAAACUCUCGCAAGCCGAAUCCAAAGUCAAGAGUUUUGAAUCGUCCCGAUUAGAGGAGGGAGCCAAGGCCAGUCAAGUAAGCAUUGAGUUGGUGGAGAAAUCUAACCGACUUAUGGAACUAGAAGAUAUUCUCUCUACUCGUGACAAAGAAAUUAAAGAUCUUCAUUCCAAACUGCAUGAAGUGGUGCUUUAUCUCGAAGCUCAGCAUGAUGAAUUAAGUGCCAAUCAAGUGAAAAAACAAAAGAUGCAAGAAACUAUUAAUAAUUUAACAAAACAAUUAUCAGGAAGAGAUGACGCUUCCAAUCAGCUUAGUUCAGAGUUACAGAACCUGAAAUCCCAGCUUAGUGAAUUGCAGAGACAGCUAGAUUCUAGUGAGGAGAAGAACAACCAAAUAACUGAAGAGAAAAUAAAACUGGAGCACCAAAUGAGUGAAAUGAUGAAAAACUCGGGAGAUAGCUCAAACAGGCUAUCUAUGCUCAACGAACAAGUACAGGAGAAAAAUAGAAAAAUCCAGGAUCUACAAGCCGCCUUGUCAAAUUCUACUCAACAAUUGGGAAGACUUAAUGAUGAAAUCGAAAAUCUCAAAGGGGAAACAAUUAGGGAACGGGAAAAUAUUAUUGCUAGAUAUGAAGAAUCAACUAAAACUCAGAAUGGACAGAUUGAGGAAUUACAAAGGGAAUUAACAAAAGCAAAGACAAAGAUGCAGAAGAUGACAGAAGACCACAAAAAAGACAAUGAAGACGCACUAUCACGUAAAAUCAAAGAGAUAGAGGAACUCAAGAAACAGCUUCAGGAGAGUAUAGAAGAACAGGAAAGACAGGCUGUACAAACACAGGCCCACAAACAGGUGCUGGAGAAAAUCACAAUGGAGAAGGAGGCUCUACAGUUUGAAAAAGAGAAGACUGAAAAGCAAGUUAAGCGGUUAGAAUCAGAGCGAGAUACUGCAAACACGGAGCUAAUACAGGCCAGAGUGGAGGUAGCUAAGGCUCAGUCCGAGAGGGAAAAGUUCACAGCUGACCUUAAUGCUUUGGAGGAAAAACUGCUCGACUUGGGAGGGGAAAUGGAAAAAGCUCAGAAAGCCAAAAAUCAGAUUCAGAAAGAACUGGAUGUAAUUACAGAGGAGAAGGCAAAAGUAUUGGAAGAAAAAGGCCGAUUGCAGGAUGAUGCCAUUACAACAAAAGCAUCUCUACAACAGAAGGACAUGCAUAUUGAAGAGCUUCAAAAGGAGAAUGAACGAUUGAAAGGGGAGGUAAAUGAUCAGCAGGAGGCGUUAGCUCAGGUGUCACAGAACAAGUCUAUGAGUUCUGACUUCCAACAGCGACUAGAGGGAAGUCAGAAGGCCUUGUCAGAUCUACAGAAGAACUACAGAGAGUUAGAGGCUGAGAGAGAUUCCAUGAAGGCCCAACUAACCUUUGCCAACCUGGUGACUGAGGAACGAACUCGGCUCGAAGACCAAAAUCAGAAACUUAACAGAGAAGUUGAGGACAUGCAAACAAGACACAGUCAAGAGUUGGACGAGCUACAGAACGCCAACACGUCUCUACAGAGUCAGCUGGACAACACAACACAACAACUACAACAGAGAGCUCAGGACCUCGAGAGACAGAAGAAACAGAUUUCCAACCUGCAGAAUGAGAAUUCCUCCUUAGAAGUGUACAGAUCAAAGGUCCAGAAAAUGGAGACGGAGAAGUCGGAGUUCUUGGAGAAGAUCAGUAAGCUGGAGAAUUUACUGAAGGAGGCUAAGACCAAUGCUUCUAACAUGGCCAGUAAUGAUACCUCAGGGAACCCAGCAGUAUCUAGGUUAACAGAGGAAAAGGAUGCAGCUUUAGGCCAAGUGGACUUCCUAAAUUCAGUCAUUGUUGAUCUACAAAAGAAAAAUGAAGAACUGAAGACAAGACUGGAGAUAAUGGAGUCUGGGGUCGUUACCAAUGGAGACGGGGAUAGCUCCAUGGAAUCUGAGGUUCCCAAAUCCCGAGCUCCGCCUCGUUUGUUCUGUGAUAUAUGUGAUGUCUUUGAUCAGCAUGAUACUGAUGACUGCCCACUACAAGCCAUGGACUACGAGGAUGAUGCCCCCUCCCCCACCCAUUACCAUGGUGACAGAAAAGCUUCCCGUCCUUACUGUGAUAUAUGUGAAGAAUUUCAUGAUCCGUGCGAAGCACCAACAGGUUCAGGAGAACAUGACGAGAGCCCAGCAAACACGAUACCAUCACCACGUGAGGAAAUAUCAGAUGAAAACUCGGCAAGUUUUAUCUUCAACGAUACUAAACAAUCACCAAAAAAUACGAAUAGUUGUGAUCAAACUUCUUUAUUAACUGCUGCUGACCCGAAAACAGAAGGAUUGCCGGCUAAUUACAAAUACCUCAAAAAUGAAGAAAAUGAUAAAGGUCACGAGAAUGAAGCACCUCCUGGGGAAGAAAUGUUAAGUGAUGACGUUGCAGAGGAAGGAGAACAAGGUCCGUUGGAAAGUGAAACUGGAAAUGAAACUGGCGGUAAAAUGGACGAUUCAUGCCGUGUUAGCUAAUUUAAAUUCACACAUUUUGCAUAAUAUCCACAAUAUAAACCUCUAUAACAGUCCAUACACAUGUAAAUAUACUAUUUAGCAGACAUAAAGUAUGUAUUGAAUAAACCUGAGGUAGGUUUCAUUUCAAUAUUAAUUUAUUAUGAUAUACUAGUAGAUUAUAUUUAAUGAGAGAUAUAUCGUAAUUUACAAUAACAUGUACAUCUUCAGUUCUAAAUAUAGAGUCAACUUUAGGUAUUAUUUAUAAAAGCAGUGCACAAUAAUUAAAUCCUAUCUGACUGUGGUCCAUUGCUUGUUGGAAUAUUGCACAGGUCUUUUCCAUUUAUUGCGGAAUAAUUUUCUUUUUUAUGUAUGCAUUGGUUAUGUCAAUAAACAAGAAGAUUGGAAAGUUUUGGGGUUUUUUCGCAGCAUGAGCUCAUCAUCGUUUAUAUUGUUAAUUAAGAUUCUUCUUACAAUAAUUGCACGUAAUUACGAUUUGUUAUUUUUUUCCCCCUGUUUCAGUUGUAUAUAAGGUAUAUUAUAUGUUAUUCAAAAUAUUGUACCUCAUGUACACAUGUACAAGUAUUUUGGUUUGACUGAAUAAAUAUUGAACUUGAA